This is a messenger RNA of Phialemonium atrogriseum, 3389 nucleotides long. RefSeq lists its product as uncharacterized. The coding region runs from base 307 to 3183 and encodes 958 amino acids. The record is from RefSeq and is a predicted model, not a curated record. The transcript has 2 exons. Lineage: Eukaryota; Fungi; Ascomycota; Sordariomycetes; Cephalothecales; Cephalothecaceae.
AGCCGCUUUGGGCCCUGGGCUGCAUGUCAUCGAGGCGGUGCUGCUUACUACGACCCGUGCUUAGCAGCGCAAAUGAUUGGAGCUCCUCGAGUCACAAAUGUUGCCCAGCCUCUUUUUGGACUGCCAUCCACCCCCCACAGCUGAACAAUAUUGGACUACCUAGUGGCUCAGCUGUCGACACAUUCUCUUUUUCUCCCUUCUCCUAUAUUUAAUUUUUCGUAUCUUGCCUGCUUUUUUGUCAAAGCCCUUCAGAGCCGAGUACCUGCCAACCCACGUCUCUAUUUUGUUGAACUGACGCGUUUUGCCAUGGAGACGGUCGGGCGUAGGUCUUCACAUAGGGUGAGGCGCGCCUCAAAGCCGGAUCCCCGUUUCUCCCAAUUCUACUACCCCGAUGCGGCAGGCGACAGCGUCGAACUUGCUUUGCGGAAGCGCGAGGAGGAAGUCAGAAUCAGAGAGCAAAUGGUGAUGGAAGUAGAGCGGGAGGCGAUGCGACCCCAGGACGACCGAAGGAGCACCAAGCGAGCAUACGAUAUCAGGAAGACGCGCUCUGUAGAGGUAGAGGCAGACCCCUUCCAUGAUAGCAGAGUCCCCAACACCCAUGACCCCCGGGAAAGCAGGUCGCGCCGCUACACUUAUGUUCUGCCCGGCGAGAUCAAGCCUCAAAUUUCCAAAGACGUUGCCCUCGUUCUGGACCCAUCCAUGGAUGCCAAGAACGUGACGGUGGAGCUCGAGAUGGACGUCUUCGCAGAUCUGGGCGACGAGCUCGAGGAAUUCAGUCGGCUUCGGAGACUGGGUCGCUUCAGUGAGGCGAGAGGGCUCUUUCACGAGAAUCUCGAGGCUUACAUCUCCAACCCCUACGUCAGAGUCCAGUACGCCGAGAUGCUCCUCGCCCAAGGCGACUACGCCAAGUUUGACACUAUCAUGACUAGUCCUAUUUUCUCCAAGGAUCUGCCGGAAGUCCCUGAAAACCGCUACCUGAGACAGUAUCAUGAGCUUCUGAGCGUCUUUCGUCAUCGUGACCACUUCAAGCGGCCUACUGUCACGUCGGAUCUUGGGUUGGACUCGCUUGUUUCAUGCCUUCAUCUGGACGCGGAUGUGCCAUUUUUCUAUGACGUCCUCUUGCUAUGCUUUCGCAUGUUUGUCCAAGAGAUCGCAGACGACGAUAGCAGCGCUUUUGACCCCCCACGCCGGAGUAGGAUUGUUUAUGCUGCGGCCUGGAAGAACCUGUAUGACGCCACAUUCUGCCGAGGGUGCGUCUGGGACGCCAAGGAUGUCGUCUCCGUCAUGGCGCGAUUCCUAGACUUGGAGACCAUUGGAAAACGGGUAAUAAUCGAAGACAAGUCAAAGCCCGGAUUGCUGAAGAAAGUCUGUGCCGAUUUCAAGCUUGACCACUAUGACGAAACAACCGCACUCGCUCUUCUCGAUCUCUGCACCACACUGGCUCUGCAAUUAGAUGAUGAUUGGCCUUUUUUCGCCAGGCGAAUCACGGAUUUUCUUGGACGUGCCCAAGCUAUUGCCGAUACUAUCAUGAGACACAGUCCUCAGAGCAUGCAAAGCAGACCGUUCAUCCAACUGAUCCUGGUGCAAUCGCUCCAGCGGCGGACCAUGACUCCGGACUAUGUGGACUCAUCGAGAACGCGUAUCGCCAACCACGAUGGCAUUCUACUCAGACAGGAUAUCGGCGUUGUUUUGCCAAUAUACGUCCCCGUUGGUAAACUGAGCUGGCCCUCAUGGAACCUUUUCCGCCUGAGUCCCAGUUCAGUCGACUCGCUAUGCGUUGCUCUCAAGAUUGCCAGGCAAAUCGGUGAUUACAGUUCCGAAGCUACUUGCUUGAAGCACCUCGUUUUGGCAGCGGAUUCACCUCGCAAAUACCUUGACGAGCUUGCCCAACUGCAAAAAAACGUACAGCACGACGAAGAAGGUUAUUUUGCAACUCUGUUGUCGAGUUUCCUCAUGGACCAGGAUCCAACGGCUCACCAACAAUGUGUGGAAAAGCUGAAGGAGUUCAGGAGCAAAUGCCACGAUCCUCCAAUGCACCCAAAGUUUCUGUGGGCAGAAGCAGUCAUCAUGUCCCAGCUCAGUGGGAAAUAUGACCCCCUUGCUACGGCAAAGGCCAACAUGCACCUAUUCGCUCACCUUCCGAUAUACAUCAGGGCCGCCUACCGCGACAGAGAUAUCACCCUAGUAGCCAGAGAGAACCGGAGAUCAGACCAACCAUCUCUCGUCGAAGUGUUGCAGAAGGAGCUGCAGGACACCGAUGAAUCCAGCGGGGAUUACUACUCGGAAGAAGAUGCCGAUAUACGAAUCGAAACUAGCCGCUCCAUGCGACGUCGGUCGGUGGACAUGGGUGUAUCCACAAGACGCCGGAUGGAUAGAAAUGAGGCCAAGGGAAGCCAGAGCGUGCGAUACGGGCUCCUGCCGCCGGCAGGGGAAGAUAUUUAUGGCAGGGACAGCGACGGCAGUUCAAUUUUGGGAUCAGAUCCUGAAAAUACGAUUAGGAUUCGCCAUGUCAAUAUUCGUCCUACCGUGGAAGAGCUCCGAUCAAUGCGUCCGUCGGGUCCCAGAGACGCGCCAGAUACAGGCGACCAUCUCAAGCCGCCACCACCACCGCAGAGGGGUGUACGAGAAGAAUCAGAUCUACGGGCAUCUUAUCUACGGGCACCACCAAGCAUGGAACUGACCCGAUUCUGGGCCCCCGAGACCGUCCUCGCAAGGAACCGCUCCGAAACCCGACCCGAACCGGUGGCCCCACCGCCACCGCCGCCGACUACGACCUAUCAAAAAGCCGCAAAAGCCGCAGAAGAGUACAUCAAGAGCUCCGCCCGCGCCCCCGCCGCCAAAGACAAGCCACGAAGCCGCUCGACCGAGGAGCCGACCGAGAAACGGCCCGCCGCCGCCGUGGCGGGAAAGCCCGAGGACCGGUACUCCAACAAGGUCCAGCUCGCGGACGUCAGCGACGAGGAUAUCCGGCCCAGGGGGAAAGAGGCGGCGCCUGAGCCUGAGCCUGAGCCUGAGCCGGAGCCGGAGCCGGAGCCUGAGCCGGAUGACUCGUGGGCGGGGUGGGCGACGAGCACUAGUAAGGCUAGGCGCAAGAAGAAGAAGAAGAAGGAGGGGGAGGAGAGAGGCGAGGGUGCGGCCGAAGGAGAUUCUGCGCAAGUGCUUUCUGUGGUUGAGUUCGACUAAGGGCAAAUCAUAAUAAAUUGGUAGGGCUGGACCGGGGCAUAAGGGGGUAAUCAAAUGACUUGGUCUUUUCUUGAUUAACAGUUAGGCGAGGAGGAACGGAAGGGGUUUAUGAUGAUGAUGUCGUUUGGAUUGGAAAACGGACUGACAAGACGAUGAUUCCAGUCACUUAUAAAUAUCAUGCUCGUUACUCAAUAUAACCCAACAUA